CCCGGUCCGGUCUCUGUAGGUACACUCUCCCACACAUGCAGGCGAUAUAGAACAAUCUAGCGACGACGGCAGACGACAGACGGGGAGCCGAAAAAAAUUUGUGUAAUCGCGUUUUUCGUGUGUUGUUGGCUGCGCCGUUCGUCGUCCGUGGUGUUGUUAGCGAAAAUAAGUGAAAAUAGCCGUGCGGAAAACAAAACUAAUCCGGAAUUAGUUUACCCCGGUUUCCGGUGCGCGUUUCCGCUGUUGUAUUCGUUGUUUGGUUCUGUCGAUUCGCUUCUGGUUCUAGGUUUCGUGGUUCUUCCAAGUGCGAGAAAGUAAUCGCCCGAGUUCGAAGGCCUUCCGUGCAUCGUCUCUACUAAGGUGACAAGUGAAGCAAAAAAAAAGUUUAAUCGGUGACUAUUGGUUUCGGGUGCAGUUUGCGUUUUUCGGCUCGAGUUUUGUGUAUUUUUCCCUGCGACUAGCCUUAGAGCGGAAGCAUUUCGUGCAAUUUUGCCCAUAAUUAGUUGCGGAAUUGCGCAAUUCUGUGUGUCGUUGUUUGUCGCCCUAGCCCCUUGUAGGCCACUGCUGCUGUGAGUGAAGCUGAUUUAUAGACGAAAAAUCCUUAUUUUUUGCAACUCAGCUGCAGACAAGAGCGAAGAAGAGUGGUGGAACUCUCUUUUUGCAGGUAAAAGUGCAGCGCCGCCUAACUUUCAUUCGUUUCGUAUAGUCGCGCUUCUGAUCAUGUGUAUUGGUGAGUGGUAAAUUCGCGUUUUGUUUUUACUCGGGUCUACAUUCAGCAAACUUUAAAAUUAGUGAUACUAUACACUAUCAAUGAAUGUUGUGUAAAUAAAAGUUACCCUUCGAAAAUCGUAGUGUAUCGCAAAUAAUAAGAAAAGUGCUAUUUCCUCCUGCUUUCGAAAAAAAAAAAUCGAACCAAUUUCCGCAGACUGAUUAGUGCCUUUUGAUAGUGCAAAAACGCAUUUCAAUCAUACAGUCAGUACAGUGAGUGUGGUGGUGAGGAAAAGCGACACGAACGAUAGCUGUCAGUCGGUUUCGGCGCCGUCAGUGAAGAACUAAAACAACAUCAACAACAGCAGCAGCAGCAUCAUCACCAUAAACAACAUCAACAUGCAACAGCCACGCUACAGUCCAGCUCCUCCGCCACCGGCAGGGAUGCGUCCCCAGAUGCCACCCAGACAUCAGGCCAUUCCCAAUACCUCAUCGGUAGCAUCUCUUCUCAACACAAAGAUGGGCAAUAAAUUCACCAUUCUGGUUCUGCUGAUCGCCCUCGGAGUGGCCCAUGGAGCAGUCAAACUUCGGAGGAACAAUUUCGUGCUCAGCCUCGGCGGAGGAGGUGGCUUACCAGGCCUAGGAGGAUUUUCGCCUGCUGGACUUGGUGGAAAACAGUUCCGUCCGACAAACAUCCAAUACUCUCCCGGAUCGGUUGGAGAUUACAAACAUAACGCACCUCAUCACCACCAGCACCAUCAUGAGGAAUCGGACUACGACGAUGAUUACGAUCAUCACGAGGGAGGAAAGCCCGAAGUGCAUCAUCAUCAUCACUAUUAUGGCCAGUCUGGGCCGGUUGGUGGUCACGCAGGGGGCUUCAAUCCGGGUUUCAAUGAUCUGGGAUCGGGAUUUGAGUAUGGGAGGUAAGUUUUCGGGAAGAGAAGCAGUGGAUAGAAGGAUUGAAAAUAAAUGAUACAAUGUAAUAAAUCUGCUUUGAAUAUACAAAGUGUUAUAUCACCGACGAGCCGACGUGACAGCUAGAACAAACAAAUUUGAAUUUGUUGUCCUCAGCGCCAUGAUGAAAAAUAGCCGAACACUACCGCCACCUCUAUAACGGUUCGCGUUGAUUCGAUAGCUUGACCUCAAACUCCCGUGUGUUCAUAUAGGAAAAGGUUCGCAUCUGCGCAGAUUUGACAGAAGCGUUCGCUCGCCUCGCUGGUCGACAGUUCAAUUUAGAGAGGACACUUUUGAAACACUACUGUCACGUCGGUUCGUCGGUGGUUGAUCUUGGCAACUUGUAUGUUACUUAUAAAGCUUCAACCACACCCUUAAAUCUACGUUCAAUCUCUACUGAAUCUGAUCCUUAGCUUAUUGUCCCCAGUCCUCCUGAACGUUAAGUGCCCUGGGUACUUCCGAACUGGCAGUGCGAUGUCGAUGUUCAUGUAUGUCACUCCCAACAAACAUUUUGGCUGUAUGAAAGUUCAACAAAAACUCUUAAGCAAACUUCAGCUACUUCUGUUUCUUGCGACGGCGUCGCUGACUGUUUGUUUUGUUGCAUAAUAAUUUCUCCUGUCGUUCCUACAGAAUCCGUGUGACGUGACUGUUAUAACGUUUUUGUGCAGUUUGGGAAAACUAAUCCUCGGAAGUGUAUGGACUGACAAAAUGAGUGAAAUUAGAAGAACUGAAAGCAGAUGCGUCAGGUCUAUAUGUAUGUACGUAUGAAAUAUAUGAGAACUUGUACAUUUGUGUGUAACGUGUGUACACGCAGAAAAAAAAUAUUGUAAAGUCUAAAGAAUUCCGCAUAUAAUCAACGAAUAUUAUUGUGUAGACUCAGGGCUUACCAGCAAUAUUUUUUAUUUCGACAAAUGCGUUCAUUCAUUCCAAAAACUAAUUUUGUUGUUUCUAAAAAUGCAUGGAAAGACAUCUGUCAAAGACAAAUAGGAAAUAUUGUUGAAACUAAAAAUGACUUUUUUCGAAUCAACAAAAAUCAUAUAUUGAUGUGAAUAGUGUAGGAUUUUGAAACAACAAAUUUUUGUUGUUGAACUUGAGAUUUAUUUAUUAUUGCUUUGUUUAUUGAAUCAACGCAUAAAAAGUUUCAUGUUUACGAUUUAUUUAAUAUUCGCUAAUAUGUAACACGUAAUUUUGAAGGCGAUGAGAUCCGUUCCAAUAAACUUGACGAGGAAUAAGUUUAUUUGAUCUUUACCAUUUCGAUUUAUUCUGGAUGAGAAGCAACCUUAAAAAAUAAAUUUAAGAUUUUGUACAUUCGCAUCAGAUGUUCAUGAAUUACCUGCUGCUUCAGUCAUGAUGCUAAAAUUGGUUCGUUCCACCCAGGAUAGCAGAUAUAUAGUUUUACCAGCUUUUAUUGAUGCCUAAAUGUUUUGCAAAAAUAUUCAUUUAUGUAAAUUGUACUUCAUUAGAAAAGCAUGAUAAACUUACCCUAAAAACUUCUGAUAUUUUGAUAAAAGUCGCACUUUAAAUCACAAGGUCUUAAAGAAUAUGCUCCCAGAAGCCACGGACUUCGUUUCACAUUAUUAAUAUUGACUUGUCUUGUAAACAAAUUGAUGACAGUUGUAGUUAAACUAUUCAACAUUGUUGAAUCUAUUAAAACUGCAUCAUUGAAACAACAAAUUUAAUCAGUUGAAACUCGAUCGGAGAUGCAAUGUUUUAUUCUAUUCGAAAUUUUGUUAUUUCAACAAUAAAGCUGCAUUGAAGCAAACAUAUGGGUGGGUUAAUUCAAAGUGUACUAAAAUGGUUGAUUCAAAACAUCGGAUUUUUAAGUUCUACUAAGCAAUAUUUUUCUGCGUGUAAUAACACAGCGCAACAUUUUUUUUGUCUCAAGAGCAAACUUACAGAUUUUGGGCCGCUGAAUCCGAAUCUGGGCUCAGAUUUGCUCUAGCACGUCACAAUUUUGAGCUAUACUCCAUUUUAUAGGGCAAAAUAUGCGAUUUUGGGCUUUUUUGACUGCUAGUCAUUACGUAUGGAAAUAUAUUUUUCAAGCAAUCAAAUGAUAAAUUGGUCAAUUCACAUCUCAAUUAAUGUCUCAUACAAAAUAUUUCGUUUGACCAAAGCAAAUUUGAUAGAUUUAAGCAUUUUAUGUGAGUAUGUAAACUUGCGUGCAACUUUUGGAAAUAUCGUACCGAACAAAAAUCGCUUAAAACUAUCAAAUUCGAUUUGGUAAAACGAAAUAUUUUGCAGGAGUCGUUAAUUCAGCUGUUAAUUGACCAAUUUAACCUUUGAUUGGUUAAAAAAUAUAUUUUCGUGCUUAAAAAAUCGCAUAUUUUGCCCUAUAAAUUAAGGUAUAGUUGAAAAUUGUGCGUGCUGGAGCAAAUCUGAGCUCAGAUUCGGAUUCAGCGGCCCAAAAUCUGUCAGAGACCAGAGACACAUAAGUUUUCUUUUGAGACACAGUUUUUUUUGAACGCGUGGGGGGAAUAUGUGAAUUUCAGUAAACUAGCACCAGUUUUGGUUCCGUGUCAAGUAUAAAAUCGAUCUUCUUAACCGGAAUCGGAAAAUUACCGGUCGAAAUUUUUGUGAGCAGGGUACGCAGAAACAGAUCUUGCCGAAGAACAAACGCUUUGUCAAAAGCGGUGCAUCUUGGCAACAAAGGCGCUCCGGAACAAAUGCAUAUCGGACGAUGAAGGCAAUAAAACAAGCAUCGCUGAUCGUGCGUGUGUCGAUAUUUCAGGUUUUUUGCCGAAAUGUUCGACUCCCACCAAUGAAUUCAUGAACAUUUAGACGUAAUAAGACUAUUGUAUACCGCACAGUCAAGUUUCAGUUGUAUUGCGUAUUUCCCACCCCACUG
Molecule: messenger RNA, 4507 nt
Organism: Aedes albopictus (Asian tiger mosquito)
Lineage: Eukaryota; Metazoa; Arthropoda; Insecta; Diptera; Culicidae
Product: POU domain, class 3, transcription factor 3-like
Exons: 4
Coding region: 1108-1635 (175 amino acids)
Source: RefSeq, a predicted model, not a curated record